Molecule: messenger RNA, 4672 nt
Organism: Bombina bombina (fire-bellied toad)
Lineage: Eukaryota; Metazoa; Chordata; Amphibia; Anura; Bombinatoridae
Product: serine/arginine repetitive matrix protein 1-like
Exons: 4
Coding region: 1-3681 (1226 amino acids)
Source: RefSeq, a predicted model, not a curated record
AUGCCGCAGCUUUCUCCUCAGGUGUCCCAAACUUUGUCAGCCUCACAUGCAGUGCCCUGCAUUUCCACUCAUACUCCAGUUGGAGUUACUUUGCAAGACAUGGCUACCCACAUAUCCUCGGCGGUAUCUGAUGCUCUGCCUGCUUUUCCUAUGCUGCAGGGGAAGCGUAAAAGGAAAUAUAGGGAGUCAACAAAGACACCAAUUAACAGCAGAGGCAAAUAUGAGGGACUCAAACAGGGUAAGAGGCCCGUAGAAGAAUAUAUUGCAGAGUUCAAACUUUAUGCAUCUGACUCCCUCUGGAGCCCUAUAGCGCUUCGUAACCAAUUCCGUCUAGGAUUGGCAGAGAAUCUGAAGGAUGAAUUGGCAAGGAUAGAAUUACCUGCUACCUUAGAAGCAUUGAUGAAGAUCUCCUCUCAAAUUGAUAGAAGACUCAGAGAGAGACGUGGAGAAAAACUACAUACUGAUCUCUAUCACAAGCAUUCACCUCCCAGAACCCAUACCAAACCCACACUACCUACUUCCGUUCCCAUGGAGAUUGGGGUGGUUAGAGGACCUCUAUCAAAUGAAGAGAGGAUGAGGCGUAAGACUAGAAACCUCUGCAUGUAUUGUGGUGAUCCAACCCAUUCUGUACAUGAAUGUCCUAUUCUUCAGAAGAAUAAGAAAAGUGUGUAUUGUGUUUUACCUACUUGUACGGCUAAAGCUAAUCCUCCAUUGGAAGGUCAAGACAGUUUGCUAGAUGAAGAAAAUCCAGAAAUAAAAAAACAAUAUACUAAAGAACGUGAGAGGAGUGUUGGAUUAGCAGCAAGACAACUGUCUAAUGACGAUAGUGUGAGAUCAGCUGCAAGAGAACUAUCUAGUGAGAAGAGUGUCAAACCAAAAUCAAGAGAACCAUCUAGUGAGAAGAGUGUCAUACCAGAAUCAAGAGAACCAUCUAAUGAGAAGAGUGACAGAUCAGCAACAAUUGAUUCGUCUACUGAGAAGAGUUUCAAACCAAAAUCAAGAGAACAAUCUAAUGAGAAGAUUGUCUUACCAGAAUCAAGAGAACCAUCUAGUGAGAAGAGUGACAGAUCAGCAACAAGAGAACCGUCUAGUGAGAAGAGUGUUGGAUCAGCAGCAAGAGAACCAUCUAGUGAGAAGAGUGUCAAACCAGAAGCAAGAGAAACAUCAAGUGAGAAGAGUGUCAAACCAAAAUCAAGAGAACCAUCUAAUGAGAAGAGUGAGCUAUCAGCAACAAGAGAACCAUUUAGUGAGAAGAGUGUAAAACAAGAAACAAAAGAUUCAUCUAGUGAGAAGAGUGUCAAACCAGAAUCAAGAGAACCAUCUAGUGAGAAGAGUAACAGAUCAGCACCAAGAGUACCAUCUAGCGAGAAGAGUGUUGGAUCAGCAGCAAGAGAACCAUCUAGUGAGAAAAAUGUUGGUUCAGCAGCAACAAAACCAUCUAGUGAGAAGAGUACCAGAUCAGCAGCAAGAGAACAAUCUAGUGAGAAAAGUGUUGAAACAGCAGCAAGAGAACCAUCUACUGAUAGGAAUGUUGGAUCAGCAGCAACAAAACCAUCUAGUGAGAGGAAUGUUGGAUCAGCAGCAACAAAACCAUCUAGUGAGAAGAGUGUUGAAACAGCAGCAAGAGAACCAUCUAGUGAGAAGAGUUUUGGAUCAGCAGCAACAAAACCAUCUCGUGAGAAGAGUGUUGGAUCAGCAUCAACAAAACCAUCUAGUGAGAAGAGUGUUGAAACAGCAGCAAGAGAAUCAUCUAGUGACAAGAGUGUUGGAUCAGCAGCAAGAGAACCAUCUACUGACAAGAGUGUUGGAUCAGCUGCAAGAGAACCAUCUACUGAGAGGAAUGUUGGAUCAGCAUCAACAAAACCAUCUAGUGAGAAGUGUGUUGGAUCAGCAACAAGAAAAGCAUCUAGUGAGGAGAAAAAUGAAUCAUCAGCAACAAAACAAUAUAGUGAGACGAGUGUUGAAACAUCAGCAAAAGAACCAUCUAGUGAGAAGAGUGUUGGAUCACCAGCAACAAAACAAUCUAGUGAGAAGUGUGUUGAAACAACAGCAAAAGAAUCUAGUGAGAAGAGUGUUGACACAGCAGUAAGAGAACCAUCUAGUGAGAAUAGUUUUGGAUCAGCAGCAACAAAACCAUCUAGUGAGAAGAGUGUUGGAUCAGCAUCAACAAAACCAUCUAGUGAGAAGAGUGUUGGAUCAGCAGCAAGAGAACCAUCUAGAGAGAAGAAUGUUGGAUCAGCAGCAACAAAACCAUCUAGUGAGAAGAGUGUUGGAUCAGCAGCAAGAGAACCAUCUAGUGAGAAGAGUGUUGGAUCAGCAGCAAGAGAACCAUCUAGUGAGAAGAGUGUCAAACCAGAAGCAAGAGAAACAUCAAGUGAGAAGAGUGUCAAACCAAAAUCAAGAGAACCAUCUAAUGAGAAGAGUGACCUUUCAGCAACAAGAGAACCAUUUAGUGAGAAGAGUGUAAAACAAGAAACAAAAGAUUCAUCUAGUGAGAAGAGUGUCAAACCAGAAUCAAGAGAACCAUCUAGUGAGAAGAGUAACAGAUCAGCACCAAAAGUACAAUCUAGCGAGAAGAGUGUUGGAUCAGCAGCAAGAGAACCAUCUAGUGAGAAAAAUGUUGGUUCAGCAGCAACAAAACCAUCUAGUGAGAAGAGUACCAGAUCAGCAGCAAGAGAACAAUCUAGUGAGAAAAGUGUUGAAAAAGCAGCAAGAGAACCAUCUACUGAGAGGAAUGUUGGAUCAGCAGCAACAAAACCAUCUAGUGAGAAGAGUGUUGAAACAGCAGGAGAACCAUCUAGUGAGAAGAGUUUUGGAUCAGCAGCAACAAAACCAUCUAGUGAGAAGAGUAACAGAUCAGCACCAAGAGUACAAUCUAGCAAGAAGAGUGUUGGAUCAGCAGCAAGAGAACCAUCUAGUGAGAAAAAUGUUGGUUCAGCAGCAACAAAACCAUCUAGUGAGAAGAGUACCAGAUCAGCAGCAAGAGAACAAUCUAGUGAGAAAAGUGUUGAAACAGCAGCAAGAGAACCAUCUACUGAGAGGAAUGUUGGAUCAGCAGCAACAAAACCAUCUAGUGAGAAGAGUGUUGAAACAGCAGCAAGAGAACCAUCUAGUGAGAAGAGUUUUGGAUCAGCAGCAACAAAACCAUCUAGUGAGAAGAGUGUUGGAUCAGCAUCAACAAAACCAUCUAGUGACAAGAGUGUUGGAUCAGCAGCAAGAGAACCAACUAGAGAUAAGAAUGUUGGAUCAGCUGCAAGAGAACCAUCUACUGAGAGGAAUGUUGGAUCAGCAGCAACAAAACCAUCUAGUGAGAAGAGUGUUGGAUCAGCAGCAAGAGAACCAUCUAGUGAGAAGAACGUUGGAUCAGCAUCAACAAAACCAUCUAGUGAGAAGUGUGUUGGAUCAGCAGCAAGAGAAGCAUCUAGUGAGGAGAGUAAUAAAUCAUCUAGUGAGAAGUGUGUUGGAUCAGCAGCAAGAGAAGCAUCUAGUGAGGAGAGUAAUAAAUCAUCAGCAACAAAACAAUAUAGUGAGACGAGUGUUGAAACAUCAGCAAAAGAACAAUCUAGUGAGAAGAGUGUUGGAUCACCAGCAACAAAACAAUCUAGUGAGAAGAGUGUUGAAACAACAGCAAAAGAAUCUAGUGAGAAGAGUGUUGGAUUAACCAAAUCGGCAGCUGAAUAGUAAUAGUUGCUAGUGAGAAGAACAUUGGAUCAGCAUCAACAAAACCAUCUAGUGAGAAGAGUGUUGGAUCAGCAGCAAGAGAAGCAUCUCGUGAGAAGAACGUUGGAUCAGCAUCAACAAAACCAUCUAGUGAGAAGUGUGUUGGAUCAGCAGCAAGAGAAGCAUCUAGUGAGGAGAGUAAUGAAUCAUCAGCAACAAAACAAUCUAGUGAGAAGAGUGUUGAAACAACAGCAAAAGAACCAUCUAAUGAGAAGAAUGUUGGAACAUCAGCAAGAGAGCCAUUUAGUAAGAAGAGUGUUGGAUUAGCAGCAAAAGAACCACCCAGUGAGAAGAUCAUUGAAUCAGCAGCAAGAGAGCCAUCUACUAAUAAUAAUAAUAAUAACUAGUAUUUAUAUAGCGUUUUUCUCCCAGUGGGACUCAAAGUGCUUUUUCAGCGCUCACUCUCAGAAUUAACCAAAUCGGCAGCUGAAUAGUAAUAGUUGCUAGUGAUAAGAACAUUGGAUCAGCAUCAACAAAACCAUCUAGUGAGAAGAGUGUUGGAUCAGCAGCAAGAGAAGCAUCUCGUGAGAAGAGUGAUGAAUGAUCAGCAACAAAACAAUCUAGUGAGAAGAGUGUUGAAACAGCAGCAAAAGAACCACCCAGUGAGAUAAUUGAAUCAGCAGCAAGAGAGCCAUCUAGUGAGAAGAGUGUUGAAUCAGCAAUACCAAAACCAUCUAGUGAGAGGAAUGUUGGAUCAGCAGCAACAAAACCAUCUAGUGAGAAGAGUGUUGGAUCAGCAGCAACAAAACCAUCUAGUGAGAAGAGUGUUGGAUCAGCAGCAACAAAACCAUCUAGUGAGAAGAGUAUUGAAACAGCAGCAAAAUAACCAUCUAGUGAGAAGAAUGGUGGAAGAGCAGCAAGGGAACCGUUUAGUGGCAAGGGUGUUGGAUCAGCAGCAAGUGAACUAUUUAGUGAGAAGAGUGUCAAACCAGAAGCAAGAGAACCACCUAGU